AUGCAUUUCAUUACGGCUUCACUGCUGCUCAUCCUUCCCAAGGUUAUAUGCGGCCCAUUAUCGGCGGACAACUCGGCUACAAACGUCGUUAGACUAACCUACCAAACGAACAACAACGCAAAGCCAAUUGCAAAAGACGUUGCUGCGCUCUCUAUUGAAUUCUGCUACAUCACAGACUAUCUCGGCGAUGUCGACCACCCUAACUCCCUUUCCCUCUUCCUCCUCCAAAACAUUGAAGACAUAAUUGGUGCUCCUCCAGUCAUCCGCAUCGGUGGACAUACCCAGGACGCUGCCUCGUUCUGUGCCACCUGCCCACAGACUUUAAACAACACCUAUGAAACCGGAAACGAAGAAGCCAUCGCCGUGAGCUUCAAUAAAGGUCUCUUCACUGUCUUAAACGAAAACGUCCCACGGCGCCAGGAAUUCAUCUUCGGACUUAACUUCGCCUGCAACGAUGUCUCCGUCCCCCUCGCUGAAGUCAAAGCCGCGGAGAAGUAUAUGCAUCCGUCGCGCCUGCGCGCAUACGAGCUAGGCAAUGAGCCCGACUUCUAUAGCUCAUCACAGCGCCCCAGGCCAUGGAAUGUGGGCAAGUACGUAGCACAACAAGAACUUUGGCUUGACCGGCUGGGGAAGGAGACGAAGAAGGGUUUUUCGAUCGGAGCGCUCGCGCAACUACCUAUCUACCAGGGAAAUUUCUCACUCGCAGAGAUAACCGCUCUCGGGCUGCCGAAAAAGGUAGAUUAUCCGAUGGAUCUUUCGGAUCACGCGUACCCGUAUUCCCGCUGCGAUCCCGCACGAGCAGCCCAGGUGUCACUUUCUGGUCUCAUGAAUCACACUGCCUUAGUGGAAUACUUUUCCCAGUGGACCCCCGAGAUCAAAGCUGCAAAUGAUGCUGGUCUUCCAUUCUUAAUGGGCGAGACGGGCAGUGUGUCUUGUCACGGAGCACAGGGCGUGAGCAAUACCCUUGGCGCCGCGUUAUGGGAGCUAGACUAUAUGCUUCACGGCGCGACCAUAGGGAUGAGCGGUGUAUACUUCCACAUGGGGACACCAUUCUACUACAGUAUGUGGCAGCCCGUUGCAUACAAUGGAACCGCUGCUACAGUUUAUCCUACGUAUUACAGUAUGCUUUUCAUGGCGACGGCCCUCACGCUCAAUAACCCGCACAUCGCCUCCCUCCCAGCAACAGACCCCGAUCUAGCACUGUAUGCACUCUACGAAGGAUCCACAUCAGCUACUAUGAAGCCCGAAAAGCUCAUCAUUCUCAACAUGGGUUUCCUCAAAUCAAACCUAAGCAGCCCAGUUGCUCCGUCAAAGGCAAUUGACGUCUCGCAGGUUCUUGGAAAGCGGACAAAAAUAACGCGGUUAUCCGGACCAGGAAGUGACGCCAUCUCUGGCGCAACGUUCGCUGGGCAGAGCUAUGAUUCGGGCAGGGCCAACGGAAGGAAGGCGGUGGAAAGGGCUGGAGGGAUCGUGGUGGUGAGGAGUAGCGAGGCUGUUAUUGUUGAGAAGUAUUAG
Messenger RNA from Penicillium riverlandense, 1515 nucleotides. RefSeq names its product glycosyl hydrolase family 79 C-terminal domain-containing protein. Lineage: Eukaryota; Fungi; Ascomycota; Eurotiomycetes; Eurotiales; Aspergillaceae. The transcript is spliced from 3 exons. The record is from RefSeq and is a predicted model, not a curated record. The coding region runs from base 1 to 1515 and encodes 504 amino acids.